AUGGUUGUGGUGAUUCUGCAACUCUAUCUGCGACCUUCACUGCUGAGUUGGUUACCAGAAGCACCUGGAUUGGGGUUGUCCAGCGAGGUUUCCUCCAAUUCCGCCCUUUGGAGUCCUUUACCACCGUCCAAUCACCUGGUCAUAGAGAGUGUAGUGGUCCCUGCAAUGCGGUUGUCCAUCUACCACACGGAACUCCAGUGCCAUGAUGUAGGCUGUGUACUCGGGGUGGGCGCUGACAGGUUGCUGGACCGGUCGCUCCUCUCCGCCCAUCAGCAGCCGACUGGUGGCUCAGCUCUCCGGCAUCCCUGCCUUUUGCAAAACAGAACGGUCCCGGGAAGCUCCAGCAACACAAGGUCUAAUGGUUUUUGCUCCUGCAACUGCACUAGAUCCCAGAACCAGGGCAUGGAUAUAUCUGAACUGGAGUUUGUUCAGAUAAUAAUAAUCCUCCUGGUGAUGACCCUCAUGAUAGUUGUGAUCAUCUGCCUACUCAGCCACUAUUGGCUGCCAGCCGUGGCCUUCCUCAGCAGAAUCAGCCACACCCAGAGAGACCAGGCCACACAACUGGUGGUGCAUGGUCAUCUAAACAGCAACCUGCCACCCUUAAUGCAGCAGCAGCAGCUGUGUCACUUCCAGCCUACCUACCCUUACCUGCAGCAGGAAAUCAUCAACCUCCCCCCCUUAAUCUGCCUGUCAGACGGGGAGGAGCUAUUGCCCUACAAAGGUCCCUGCAGUUUACAGCUCCGACACCCAGAGCAGCAGCUGGAGCUGAGCCAAGCAGCGGUGCGCGCUCCGCCAAACCGGACCGUCUUUGAUAGUGACCUCAUAGAUAUUUAUACACACAUGGGGAACUACCCCAGCUCCACAGCCUGUUACAGCCAGUACAGCAAUAAUGUGCCACCUACAGACAAUAUGUCAGGACAUGAAACUUCUCAGGCAGUGUUCCAUGCUGGCAGCAGUGGUCCAGACAGCACAACAAAGGCUUCCACUGACUUAAACAGCUGAUAGAAGAAAGAAGCAUUAGAGAAGAAAGAGGGGAGCUGAGUUUUAUUCUCCACAUUUCUUCAGUCACCUGAGGGGAGGGCAGUCUGUCUACCUUAGCUGUACUCCCUCAGUUAACAUGAACUAACUUCAAGAGCUUGUUAGUUUUUAUUAGGAAAUUAAAUCUCUGCUUUGGUUGUCUAUUUUUGUAUGCUUUACAUUUCUGUAUGCUGGCACUGUGGACAUUCCAACUCUGUUGUAAAGAGGACUGAGCCCAGUCAUAAAAGUAAUGAUUUUCUGUUUUGAUGUUACAGGCCUAUGGACAAACCCCUCUUAAAUUCAGAAAUUUGCACUGAAAUUAUUCACUGGGACGUACUGUGGUAUGUAAUCUGCUUGUGUUAUAUUUAUUUUUGAGUAAAGGAGCUCUUAAGGUAUAUAUUAUUAGGAAUAUUACUUGUUUUGUUGUCUGUGACAGAACACUGCUCCAGUCUGAAGGAUGCACAUUACAGGUAAGACUAGGAGCCUUUUUUGUGUUUCUGUUUGACAUUGCUGAGAAAAUGGUCCAUCCAGCCUUUAUAUGGAUGUCACCACCUUGAGCACUUUUAGCUUCUGAUUGAAGAAAAGACAGAAUUGUGGGAAAGUUAGUGUCCCUCUUUAAGUAAUGCAUAACAAUACUAAUUUGUCUUUCUCAGUGCCAUUGUUUUCCAACUGCAUUGAUCGAAUUUAUGCUUAUACUGAACCUCUGAAUUCAAAAGUACU
Molecule: messenger RNA, 1737 nt
Organism: Xiphias gladius (swordfish)
Lineage: Eukaryota; Metazoa; Chordata; Actinopteri; Istiophoriformes; Xiphiidae
Product: protein TMEPAI-like
Exons: 4
Coding region: 1-1002 (333 amino acids)
Biological process (GO): negative regulation of transforming growth factor beta receptor signaling pathway
Cellular component (GO): early endosome membrane; Golgi membrane
Molecular function (GO): R-SMAD binding
Source: RefSeq, a predicted model, not a curated record